AUGGCUCACACGAGUGUUACGGGUUGUGCCACCGACGCACACGUAGUCAAGAUGGAGAACAACAAGGACGUGCUUCGCUUCACCUCGGAUUACGAUGGGGCAACAGCGGGUUCGCCACUCGACACAGUUCACUUUGCAACUGGCACGCUGACUCCGCGUGCCGCUGAAGCGCUCGAAGCGUUCCUCCAUGGCCCGGCGUGUCACCUCGAAUUCGCGCGUCUUGUAAUCGAUAACCCGGAAAGGCUUCUUGCGUCAAGUCCGGGCAUGGUUUCCGCCUUCGCUGGUUUGACUGGCCUCGCCUACCUUGAGCUACUCGGCGCAGGGCAACACUCGCGCGAACUUCUGCGAGGCCUGAAGGCGGAGCUCGUCAUGGUGAACCUUGUCAUGAUCCCGGUGGAAGAAGACUUGGACGAAGAGGACGAGGCCUGGGAGGAAACUGGGCGCAACCCGAUCACGCUCCUGAGCAACUUCCAGGGCACUCUGGAGGGCCUGAUCGGAGAGGGGACUGAGACGCUGUGCGUCGAAGAGCUGACCUAUCCGCAGUGUUACCCGAACGUUAAAGAAGUCACACUGGAGGGUGUCGACAUCCCAGUCACUACGCACUAUGUGCACGCUUAUCCGAACCUCUCCAAUCUCAGAAUCCGCACCGACCCCGAGGAGUUCGUCGAGCUACUCGAAGGCGGAAAGAGAGAGAUUGGACUCCGCCGCCAACUCAACAUUGUGGAGCAGCUCGAGUACGGCUGCUGGCCGUCCUUGAACCACUGCGACAGCACACUCGGUACUCUCUACGUCCUCGGACUGCAGUGUCAUGUCCGCGACCUCCGUAUCCUCGCCGAUAUCGAAGGCCCCUCUGGAAUGCUUGGCAGCGUCCUGAUGGACACUCGCCCGACGAUCCUGACCCUGCACCAGUUUCGCCUCGGCAUGCUGAGUAGCAGUGGAUUCGCGUCGCUGAUGCGCGGACCUAGCGUCCGGCAGCUCAAAACACUCGAGAUCACGCUCAUCCUCGACGAGGACUCCGGAAAGGACAUUGGCAUCGACGCUGCUUUCAGCGCCAUGAUCUCCGCUCUCAAGCCACUCACGAUCAGCGCCUUCGGAAUCAUGAUCAUUUGCAACUUCCCGGGACCUUAUCCUCGCGAGGCUGGUGUGCCGGUGCCCCGUAUUUCGCUCACUGCGGAAGAGGAGUUCCUGAAUGGCCUUCAGCUGGACGAGUUGGCUGAGCGGAUCCUUCAUGCGGUCAGCUCUCUCCAGACCGUGGCUGUGAUGAUGGUCGCCCACCGCACGCGCGGACCCGCCGCCGCCGCGUUGGGUGCGCAUAGCGGUACCGAGCUGCGCACUUACAAGUUGGCGAAGGCUCACGGCCUGCUGCCUGGUUCUGCGCCGCCAACCGCAGGACGGACACGAUUCCCCGACUGGAGCAACUUCUGGCCUCUGCCCCUCAUCGGAGUUUCUUAUCUCGCGCACAUUCGAUACAGGCGGUACUCCCCACGCCGCCUGCCCACUCUUACAUCGAUGAAACUCCCUGAAAUAUAUGCCUUCCUCGCCAUCAUCCAUGCUAUGGAGGGUGCUGCGGGCGAGCUGAAGGACGAGGUCAUGAACGACUCGGAUCUCGAGCUAAUCGAGAAGGUGGCGCGCCGUUUCAAAAAUGACGUCUUCUCCAAUAAGUCCUUCAUGGAGACUGUAGACCGGUUUCUGGAUGACGGAAGGAGGGAGUACUCGAGGAGUAGACAUAUGUACAAUCAUGCCGCUAGUGGCGGUUUACUAGGCAAGCUUGCCUGGUGGCACGAUCACAUAUGGUCGCAUGAAGAGACCUGGUACCGGGCGUCGGUAAUCUGGGUCACCAAACUUAAACCGCAAGACCUCUCUCUGAACGACUUCGACCGCUGUGUCACGCACCUCGCCAAUACUUUUGAAGCGGACGACGACUUUUACUAUCAGGACUACGCGCUCUGGGCUUUCAUUCCCUUCGGCGUCUCUAUACCUUUCGCUAUGGCAGCACGAUGGGGGCAGCGGCGCGCCCUUUCCAGAGUUAUAAAUGGGCUCCAGCGGCUGCUCAUGUGGGCAACGCUGUACCCUUACAAUAUGCAGCAGUACCAGCACUAUGCAAACCUUCGAAAACUGGAGAACAAACACGCAAUCGCUCAGCGUAUCCGCGACGUGCUCGGAUUAGACCCGCUGACUCGUAAGAUGGUGCCCUGA
Trametes versicolor FP-101664 SS1 is the source of this 2196-nucleotide messenger RNA. RefSeq lists its product as uncharacterized. The transcript is spliced from 6 exons. Lineage: Eukaryota; Fungi; Basidiomycota; Agaricomycetes; Polyporales; Polyporaceae. The record is from RefSeq and is a predicted model, not a curated record. Bases 1 to 2196 code for a protein of 731 amino acids.